Molecule: messenger RNA, 1871 nt
Organism: Molossus molossus (Pallas's mastiff bat)
Lineage: Eukaryota; Metazoa; Chordata; Mammalia; Chiroptera; Molossidae
Gene: VRK1
Product: VRK serine/threonine kinase 1
Exons: 17
Coding region: 674-1861 (395 amino acids)
Biological process (GO): peptidyl-serine phosphorylation; signal transduction
Cellular component (GO): cytoplasm; nucleus
Molecular function (GO): protein serine/threonine kinase activity; ATP binding
Source: RefSeq, a predicted model, not a curated record
AUCAGGACAUUCACUCUUCUAGCAUUCCAGAAGCCUUUAUUGUCCCCUUUUCAGUAAUUACGGCCACCCAAGGUGAGCCGUGCCCUGGUUGCAGAUUCUCCACAAGGCCUUGGUUUUUCACAGCAUAUUGGUGGGAUCCCAGAGGAAGCUCCAGGAGAGUGACUUAUCCUCACAAGUCAUAUUACGUCACUUUCACUAGACUAUUGGUUGAAAUAGACACAAGCCUGCCUGGAUUCAAAGGCAGGGAACAUUGACCUCACGUCUUCAUGGGAGCUCUUUUAGGGCUUGUGAAGAGGCAGGUGCCACAUCUCUUUGAAGUCCACAUCCAUCCAUCUGUCUUCCCUCUCCCCCUUCCUUCGUUUUGUAGAUGCAUUUCAUUUCUCCAUUCUCAGUGUAUAAAUUUUCAAAACCAUCAACAACCAGGAUAUCUGAUGAGAAAAGGUUUCCGGCACAUCUUUCAGAGGUGUUUUAUAAAUGCCUUUGGAGUGAAUGGUUCAAGUAUUUAAUUUCCUGGUGAAGUAAGUCGCCAUAAAGACAGAGCUGAGGACAUCUAGAGUAAGAUUUGAUCUUCAUUCAUUACUGUGAAAACUAGUACAUCAAAAAGUGGAACAGACGCCUUGAAAGAAGGAGCUGUUACUCAUUGCUGUGUCUCCCCAGGUUUCUAGACUUGAAAAUGCCUCGUGUUAAAGCAGCUCAAGCUGAAAGACGGGGCCCUGCAAAGAGACGUCUUGCAGAACAAUUUGCAGCGGGGGAGGUAAUCACUGACUUGGCAAAAAAGGAAUGGAAGCUAGGAUUACCCAUUGGCCAAGGUGGCUUUGGUUGUAUAUAUCUUGCCGAUAAGAAUUCUUCAAAAUCAGUGGGCAGUGAUGCACCCUAUGUUGUGAAAGUGGAACCCAGUGACAACGGACCUCUUUUUACUGAAUUAAAGUUCUACCAGCGAGCUGCCAAACCAGAGCAAAUUCGGAAAUGGAUUCAUACCCAUAAACUGAAGUACUUGGGUGUUCCUAAAUAUUGGGGGUCUGGUCUACAUAAUAAAAAUGGAAAAAGUUACAGGUUUAUGGUAAUGGAUCGCUUUGGGAGUGACCUUCAGAAAAUAUACGAAGCAAAUGCCAAAAGGUUUUCUCGGAAAACUGUCUUGCAGCUAAGCUUAAGAAUUCUGGAUAUUCUGGAAUAUAUUCACGAGCAUGAGUAUGUACACGGAGAUAUCAAGGCCUCAAAUCUUCUUCUGAGCUGCAAGAAUCCUGACCAGGUGUACCUGGUCGAUUAUGGUCUUGCUUAUCGGUACUGCCCAGAAGGAAUUCAUAAAGAAUAUAAAGAAGACCCCAAAAGGUGUCACGAUGGCACUCUUGAAUUCACCAGCAUCGAUGCACACAAUGGCGUGGCCCCAUCAAGACGUGGUGACUUGGAAAUACUUGGUUAUUGCAUGAUCCAGUGGCUCAGUGGCCAUCUUCCAUGGGAGGAUAAUUUGAAAGAUCCUAACUAUGUUAGAGAUUCCAAAAUUAGAUACAGAGAAAAUAUUGCAAGUUUGAUGGACAAAUGUUUUCCUGAGAAAAACAAGCCAGAUGAAAUUGCUAAAUACAUGGAAACAGUGAAAUUAUUGGACUAUGACGAGAAACCUCUUUAUCGAAAUUUACAAGAUAUUCUUUUGCAAGGACUAAAAUCUAUAGGAAGUAAGGAUGAUGACAAACUGGAACUUGCUGUUGUGGAGAAUGGAGGUCUGAAAGCAAAAACUGGAACAAAGCGAAAGAAAGAAACUGAGAAAAGUUCAGAAGCUAGUGUCGAAGAAAUGGAAUGCUUAGAUACACAGACAGAAGAAGCCAUGCAGACGCGUUCAAAAAGGAGAAAGAGAGUCCAGAAGUAAAUCAUACGCU